CGUCAUUGGGCAGAUUAUGUGCAGCAAACAAAAAGUGUGCGUCUGUGUGCCAGUCAGUCACUGCAUCGGGUCCAUCUGCACCACUCGCUCCUGCUCGCCCCUCUCUCUCUCUCUUUCCCUUUCUGUCUCUCCUUCCACCUCUUUGCACAGAGCACCCAGGACAGCAGCCCUACCCUCUCCCACUGCCAUGGAAAUACACUGAUACAAUAGACACUGGGGGGGACGCGGAGAGCAGCCCAUCCUUGGCCACUGUCGGGUUUCCUGGCGUUUGGGAUUAUAUUCUGACCUGGUUCCUGUGAUGGAGGACACCGGCGUUCAAAGGGGUAUAUGGGAUGGAGACGCCAAGGCAGUCCAGCAAUGUUUGACGGAUAUUUUCACCAGCGUUUACACCACCUGCGAUAUCCCGGAAAAUGCGAUCUUCGGCCCUUGUGUACUGAGCCACACUUCUUUGUAUGACAGCAUCGCUUUCAUAGCGCUUAAAUCCACUGACAAGAGAACCGUCCCUUAUAUAUUCCGGGUGGACACUUCAGCAGCGAAUGGCUCCUCCGAAGGUCUAAUGUGGCUCCGUCUGGUCCAGUCAGCCAGAGAUAAAGAAGAACAGAACCUAGAAGCUUACAUCAAAAAUGGACAAUUGUUUUAUCGGUCCCUUCGCAGGAUCGCCAAAGACGAGGAGUUAUUAGUUUGGUAUGGGAAAGAACUGACGGAAUUACUGUUGCUCAGCACCGCCAGAUCCCACAGCAAGAUGAACGGGUCGCCCCCGCACACCUGCCUGGAGUGCAGCCAGCGGUUCCAGUUCGAGUUCCCCUACGCGGCCCACCUGCGCUUCCGCUGCCCCAAGCGGCUGCCCAGCUCGGAGCCCAGCCCCGCCGAGGAGCCGCGCGGCAAGGCCAGCGCCAAGGAGCCGGCGGCCAGCCUGGGGCCCGGGGCCACCAAACACUGCAAGCCCGGCGGGCCGCUCCGCCCGCACUACCCGGGCCCGGGCCAGGACAGCGGCACCACCAGACCCUCCACGGACUUCCACAACCUGGCCCGCGAGCUGGAGAACUCCCGGGCGGGCGGCAGCUCCCCCAGCCGGGGCGCGGGCGGCAAAGCCAAGCGCCGCUACCCGGAGGAGCCGGGCGAGGAGCGGGGCCAGGGGCGCCUGCCCUCCUCCCCCCGGGAGGAGCUGGUGUGCACCCCGCAGCAGCAGUACCGGCCCGCGGGCAGCUACUUCGGCCUGGAGGAGGGCGGCCGCCUCUUCGGGCCGCCCAGCCCGGAGACGGGCGAGGCCAAGCGCAGCGCCUUCGUGGAGGUGAAGCCAGCCUCGCGCGGGCGGGCGGCGGCGGAGGAGGAGGCGGCGGAGCAGCAGCCGCAGCAGCAGCAGCGCGCCUCGCCCGCCGGCGCCGGGGACCCGCUGCUGGGCGCCCGGCCGGGCGGGCCGCUCUCCGGGGGCAGCCCGGCGCGGGGCAGCGCCUUCACCACGGUGCCGCAGCUGGGCGAAGGCGGAGGAGCGGAAAGCGCCUUCUCCCAGCCCGCCCGCUCCGCCUUCCCGGCGCCGCUGGGGCUGGCCCCCAAGCUGGGCGGGCUGGGCGAGCCCUGCCCGGAGGCCGCCGCCCGCCUCUACCCGGCCGACCCGCUGGCCGCCAAGCUGCCGGGCGCCGCCGAGCCGCCCAAGCAGGGCCCCUUCCUCUACGCCACCGCCUUCUGGCCCAAGAGCGCGGCGGCCGGGCCGCUCCCGCUGCAGCUGCCCUCGGCCCUGACCCUGCUGCCGCCCUCCUUCACCUCGCUGUGCCUGCCGGCCCAGAACUGGUGCGCCAAGUGCAACGCCUCCUUCCGCAUGACCUCCGACCUGGUGUACCACAUGCGCUCGCACCACAAGAAGGAGUACGCCCUGGAGCCGCUGCUCAAGCGCCGCCGCGAGGAGAAGCUCAAGUGCCCCAUCUGCAACGAGUCCUUCCGCGAGCGCCACCACCUCUCCCGGCACAUGACCUCCCACAACUGAGCGGGGAUCGGGACACGGCCACGCACCCACCCCCCGGCCCGGCCCGGCCCGCCUCUGCCCAUCGCGGGGGUCACAGCAGGGGGGGGGGAUUGCAUCGUUUCCAAGCUGAUUUGGGGUGUUUCCGAAACCAGGUGGGUGAGGUGCUCGCUUUGACCUGCCUGUGAGAGAGAGACGCUUUCCAGCUUACCUAGGGUGACCAGAUAGAAAGUGUGAAACAUCCAGACUGCGUGGGGGGAAAUAGGCUCCUACACAAGAAGAAGCCCCGAAUAUGGGGACUGUCCCUAAAAAAUCGGGACAUCUGGUCACCCUAAGCUUACCCAGAGCGCUUCUUCAGCUUUUGGGGGGUUUGUUUUUGUUUUUAGCAACCCACCUGAGAUAUCAAGGUCAGAUCCGCACCUGCCAAAAUUAGCCUGCCUUCAUUGUCUUUGAUGGCGCUAUGGUAAUUUACAUCAGCGGAGGAUCUAUCUGGCCCUUGGUUGUCAGAAGGCAGGUACCUAGCACUUUCUGAUAAUCAGGCCUCUUGAAGGUGUCUCCGUUUGAACAAACACCCCAAAUCAUUAGUCACUUUUGAAAGUGUAGGCCUUUACCUUGCAGCAUACCAGACCAAGAGGGGGAAGGGUUGGAUUUUUUUUCCUCUAUCUUCUGUUCGAAUGCACGCAUUUUCACUUU
Messenger RNA from Mauremys reevesii (Reeves's turtle), 2650 nucleotides. It is a transcript of the gene PRDM8, whose product is annotated as PR/SET domain 8. Gene Ontology annotation, biological process: regulation of DNA-templated transcription. Gene Ontology annotation, molecular function: protein binding. Lineage: Eukaryota; Metazoa; Chordata; Testudines; Geoemydidae. The record is from RefSeq and is a predicted model, not a curated record. Gene Ontology annotation, cellular component: nucleus.